AGAGAGAGAGAGAAAGGGAGAGAGGCAAGGUGGGGAGAAAACGGUGCACGUUCCAUAGCAUCACUGUGUGACUGCUGGUGCCGAUUAGGAUUAGCUUGCUUUCUCGCUUUCUCAGUCAACAACUUACUGAGACGCCUUUUCUUUUACAAGAGGCUGUCAGCGCCGAGCCCCAGCAAGAAAUAAAAGACUUCACCUUGGAAUAGUUCAUCUCACUCCGGCAUCAUUAAAGAGGAUUUUGAAAAGAAAACAAAAAUCACAUCCCCUUCCCAGCCCCACUUUGUUCCAGGAUCGAACAGACACAGUUGCAUGCUUCAGGACACAAUCACAGUAGUAUAUAAGAAAAUAUAUCACCAAACAGUCAUGAAGUGACUUAUAAGGCCCUCAGUUCAUCAGCUCUUUACUCAACCCAUGACAGACACUACACUUCCUUCUGCUCAGCUCCAGUGGGUGAUGGUGCCAUAAUCUCGGCUGAACACAUCCAUUGGUUUUUGUUGGGAAGCCUCUUCAACACUGGGAAGAAGGUAGAAAAUGGUUGCCUGUGUUCACUUACUGUGAAGAUUUGGAAUCAGACAACUACAGAUUUGAUUCUCCAAGUGUUUCAGGAUGUAAAUGUAGUCUGAGCUUUCCCUGAUGGGCAGUUAAAUCAUGGACACGCUAAACAAUUUACUUUGGACUGUCCUUCCAAAAGAUGCUCUGGCUUCUCUCUUGAAUGUGCACUAAGCAUUUAUAACUGACAAGGAAAAGAAAGAAGACGGUGAACUGGAAAGCUAUCUUACAAUGAAAAUUACGAGCACAUCUUGUAUCUGUCCAGUCCUCGUUUGUCUCUGUUUUGUGCAGAGGUGUUAUGGAACUGCUCACCACAGCUCCAUCAAGGUGACCAGAAACCAGACCAAACACAUUGAAGGUGAAACCGAAGUCCACCAUCGUCCCAAAAGGGGAUGGGUUUGGAAUCAGUUCUUUGUUUUAGAAGAACAUAUGGGACCCGAUCCACAAUAUGUCGGAAAAUUGCACUCCAAUUCUGACAAAGGCGAUGGGUCCGUCAAGUACAUCCUUACUGGAGAAGGUGCCGGAACUAUAUUUAUCAUCGAUGACACCACCGGUGACAUCCACUCAACGAAAAGCCUAGACAGAGAGCAGAAGACCCACUAUGUGCUUCACGCCCAGGCUAUCGACCGUCGAACAAACAAGCCUCUUGAACCUGAAUCCGAGUUCAUAAUCAAAGUACAAGACAUCAAUGACAACGCUCCAAAGUUCACAGAUGGACCAUACAUCGUUACUGUGCCUGAAAUGUCAGAUAUGGGUACCUCUGUUCUACAGGUGACAGCUACUGAUGCAGAUGACCCUACCUAUGGAAACAGUGCGCGGGUGGUUUAUAGUAUUCUCCAGGGACAGCCCUACUUCUCCGUAGACCCUAAAACAGGAGUUAUUAGAACUGCCUUACAUAAUAUGGACAGAGAAGCCAGAGAACACUAUUCAGUGGUCAUCCAAGCCAAAGACAUGGCUGGGCAAGUUGGAGGACUCUCAGGAUCGACAACGGUCAACAUCACCCUGACUGAUGUCAAUGACAACCCCCCACGGUUUCCUCAAAAGCACUAUCAGCUGUAUGUUCCUGAGUCAGCUCAAGUUGGGUCAGCUGUUGGGAAAAUAAAGGCAAAUGAUGCAGACACUGGUUCCAAUGCUGACAUGACCUACUCCAUCAUUAAUGGUGAUGGUAUUGGGAUAUUCUCCAUCUCCACUGACAAAGAGACCAGAGAAGGGAUCCUUUCUUUAAAGAAGCCACUGAACUAUGAGAAAAAGAAGUCAUAUACUCUCACCAUAGAAGGAGCAAAUACACACCUUGAUUUUCGCUUUUCUCACUUGGGUCCUUUUAAAGAUGCUACCAUGCUGAAGAUCAUCGUUGGGGAUGUAGAUGAACCACCACUGUUUUCCAUGCCUUCUUAUGUCAUGGAAGUCUAUGAAAACGCCAAGAUCGGGACUGUUGUUGGCACAGUUUUGGCACAAGAUCCUGACAGCGCCAAUAGCUUAGUAAGAUACUUCAUUGACCACAGUGGCGGAGAUGACAGAGUUUUCAACAUCGAUGCCAAUUCUGGAACCAUCAGAACCACAAAGGUUCUUGAUAGAGAAGAAACUCCGUGGUACAACAUCACAGUUGCUGCUUCAGAAACUGACAAUCCUGGUUUGCUGAGCCAUGUGACAGUGGGUAUUAGAGUUCUGGAUGUCAAUGACAAUCCACCUGAACUUGCCAGGGAAUAUGAUAUUGUUGUCUGUGAAAAUUCAAAGCCUGGCCAGGUUAUUCAUACCAUCAGUGCUACUGAUAAAGAUGAUUUUGCAAAUGGACCAAGGUUUAACUUCUUUCUUGAUGAACGCCUGUCUAUAAACCCAAACUUCACUCUGAAGGACAAUGAAGAUAACACAGCCAGCAUUCUGACAAGGCGGAGGAGAUUUAGUCGAACUAUUCAGGAUGUGUAUUAUCUCCCCAUUAUGAUCUCUGAUGGUGGAAUCCCCUCUCUCAGCAGCAGCAGUACCCUCACCGUCAGGGUUUGUGCAUGCGAGAGAGAUGGGCGCGUGCGGACCUGCCAUGCGGAAGCGUUCCUGUCCUCGGCUGGCUUGAGUACAGGCGCCCUAAUCGCUAUUCUGCUGUGUGUUGUCAUUCUCCUAGCAAUUGUAGUACUUUUUAUCACCCUGAGACGCAGCAAAAAAGAGCCCCUGAUCAUUUCAGAGGAGGACGUGCGAGAGAAUGUGGUCACCUAUGAUGACGAGGGGGGCGGGGAGGAAGACACCGAGGCCUUUGACAUCACAGCCUUGAGGAACCCUUCUGCCGCCGAGGAGCUCAAGUAUCGGAGAGAUAUUCGACCCGAAGUGAAACUCACCCCCAGACACCAGACAUUGUCCACCCUAGAAAGUAUAGAUGUUCAGGAAUUUAUUAAGCAAAAACUGGCAGAAGCCGACCUAGACCCCAGCGUCCCCCCUUAUGACUCUCUUCAGACUUAUGCCUACGAAGGUCAGAGAUCGGAGGCUGGCUCCAUCAGCUCACUGGAUUCAGCAACCACACAGUCAGACCAGGAUUAUCACUACCUUGGAGACUGGGGACCCGAAUUUAAAAAGUUAGCCGAACUCUAUGGAGAAAUAGAAUCUGAAAGAACAACUUAGGGGGUUAAUUCUGGCAAACCUUCUAGAAUUUGCUUCCUGAGCAAGUGGAGAUAUAACCUCAGCAAUGGCAAGGAAGACACAUGGAAACAGUACUUGGAACUGAGCAAGCUGGCCACAGCUACUGUAGAAACAAGUGCCCUUUUCAUGAUCGAAACGGGGUCAUUUAAUCAGAAGAGAGUCAAAUUAAAAAAAAAUAUAUACAGAGAAAAAGCUAUUGUUCCUUGUGUAUAUUUUCAAUUGUUCAAUAAAGUCUGUGGUACUGUUUAAUUUAAGAAUACCUGAAUGAAGCCAAACAAUGAAGUUUGUUUCAAUAUCUUGUGAUUUCUUUUCAAAGGCAAAACUAAACCCAAAGGGUCCAAAUCACUUAGGACUAGGGGUGGUAUGCUGAGAAAUGAAGCUUGUGCAGGUAAUCGGGACCUUGUUUUCCACUUCUCUGUGUGGACUCUUGAGACCCACACUCUGUUACUGUGCAAGAUCUUAUUAGCAUCGUGUUGUGUUCAAAUGCCAUGAGGUUUAUCCAGUAUACCGGGUCCCGCCACCAUGGACUUGUAUGCACCAUUUUCCUUUGCCCUCCCCACUUCUUUUCUCCAUAUGAAAUCGAUGGAACAUGGGGACUUGCUGCUUGCUCUCUAAUGUAUGCAAUUUCUGUGCACCACUUGUGCACUGCUCUGAAGACAGAGACCACUGUCUCUGUCCUGCCUGCCCUCCUUUAUUUUCACAAAAGAACCCCGCCCUUGUUGUGUUUGUUUGUUUGUUUUUAAUCGAUAGAAUGAAUGGUUUCAGUAAGAUAUACUCCGAUAAUCUGAUAUGUCAGGGAAAGGUUUAAUUUAAAAAAAUAGUCACACACCUUAUCCUACAUAAAACAUUGGAAAACUCGAUUAUUUUUUCCAGUCCUUUUGCUUUCGUACAUUGAACUCCGCGGUUUGGAUCAUUCCGAUACCUAAAAUUAGCUGUUGGACAUUUUGCUGGUUGGUUUAGACGUCGGUUUCAUUUGCUUAUUUGUAUGCACCUCACAUGGUAGCAAUGUAAUCUGAAAAGAUGAUACUCCAAUUUGAGUAAUUCUUACAGACUUUGGAUCGGCUGACCUUUAUUCCUUACACACGUUCAGAUUCUCCCUGUCUCACUGACUGCUUAGCUCUUACCUGUUUGGGAUCUACGGCAAAAUGUAUAAAACUGAAGGCAAAAAUACAGCAGCUUCACAGUUACUAUCCUUGGAAAAGUACCUCAAAGUCUCUGAGCUUCAGGGUCCCAAACUGCAAAGCAGAGAUGGUAAAGACUUCCUGACUCUCUCCCGGGCUUGUGUGGGGAUCAAUAAGCAUCUGUAAAAAUGCUUUGCGCACUGCAAAGCGUUCUAUUGUGUAAAGGCUUGCAGGCGCUAUCUGAUUUUCUAAUUCUAUUAGCUUAUAAAUAUAUAGUUCCAUACAUUUGAAUAAAAUAUUAUAUUAUCGUGAGAGAAUUUCAUAAGACUUUCAACAGUGAAGCAACUGCUAGCUAAACAUAUAAUACGCAAGUUUAAUUAUUUUGGUAUUUUCCCAAAUAAACUAAUUUUCUUCAAUUUUCUCGUUUUUUUUUUCUCUAAAAUUGUUUAGAUAAUAUUUUGCUGUUGUUGCUAAGCAUAAUGGUCCUAUCCUCCAGACAUGACCAUAUUUAUAUAUUGCAGAUAGAUUGGAAUUUUGAAACCCACAAAUUACGAAUUAUCGCAAAGAGGAAUCUGUCCUUUGCUCUUUGAAAUUUAUCAAAAUCUAGCGUCCUCAAAGUUACAUGGCAUUUUCUGUCUGAUUCUACCUAUGUGCAAAAUUUAAAUUUUGCCUCUGUUUGCAACUGCCCUGUGCUAUCAUAUUUCAGUUUUGAGGUGUGGGAAGUGAGUUUAACUUGAAUAAUUCUGUGUUCUAAGCCUGAGGAAUAAAAUUGAAUUUAAGUUUUUUACAACA
Molecule: messenger RNA, 5081 nt
Organism: Herpailurus yagouaroundi (jaguarundi)
Lineage: Eukaryota; Metazoa; Chordata; Mammalia; Carnivora; Felidae
Gene: CDH18
Product: cadherin 18
Exons: 14
Coding region: 778-3150 (790 amino acids)
Biological process (GO): multicellular organism development; adherens junction organization; calcium-dependent cell-cell adhesion
Cellular component (GO): adherens junction; catenin complex; plasma membrane
Molecular function (GO): calcium ion binding; beta-catenin binding; cadherin binding
Source: RefSeq, a predicted model, not a curated record